This is a messenger RNA of Thalassophryne amazonica, 2825 nucleotides long. It is a transcript of the gene smarcd1, whose product is annotated as SWI/SNF related, matrix associated, actin dependent regulator of chromatin, subfamily d, member 1. Gene Ontology annotation, cellular component: nucleus; SWI/SNF complex. The record is from RefSeq and is a predicted model, not a curated record. Gene Ontology annotation, biological process: regulation of transcription by RNA polymerase II. Bases 38 to 1588 code for a protein of 516 amino acids. The transcript is spliced from 13 exons. NCBI's taxonomy places the organism in Eukaryota, Metazoa, Chordata, Actinopteri, Batrachoidiformes, Batrachoididae.
GCUGCCUCCUCCGCCGGCGGCGACAUUCAGAAAGGAGAUGGCGGCCAGAGGGGGCUUUCAGUCGGCACCAACGGGAGGUGGUGGCGGUGGUGCAUUGGGGUCAGGAUCUCCGGUGCCUGGAGCAGGACAAGGCAUGGGACCGGGAACUCCGUCUGGAAGGAUGGGUCCCUCGUCGUCCGCACAGAACCACAUGUAUCGCUCCCCGAUGGCCGGGCCUGGGUACCCGAGACCUGGCAUGCCCCCAUCCAGUCGCAUGACCCCACAGGGACCAGCCAUGGGACCCCCAGGAUACGGCAGCAGCCCCGUGUCUCGUCCUGGGAUGCCUGGUGUUAUGGACCCAUCUCGCAAGAGACCUGCCCCCCAACAGAUUCAGCAGGUCCAACAGCAACAAAAUCGUAACCAGCACACAAAAAAGAAGAAGAUGGCUGACAAAAUUCUACCUCAGAGGAUCAGGGAACUGGUCCCAGAGUCUCAGGCUUACAUGGAUCUGCUUGCUUUUGAGAGGAAGCUGGACCAGACCAUAAUGCGCAAAAGGCUGGACAUUCAGGAGGCCCUCAAGAGACCCAUCAAGCAAAAGAGAAAGCUUCGAAUCUUCAUAUCUAACACCUUCAACCCUGCAAAACCCGAUGCUGAGGACGGAGAAGGCACAGUUGCAUCAUGGGAGCUCCGAGUUGAGGGACGUCUGCUGGAGGAUACGGCUGUGUCCAAAUAUGAAGCAACCAAACAAAAGAGGAAGUUCUCGUCUUUCUUCAAGUCCUUAGUCAUAGAGUUGGACAAGGACCUGUAUGGUCCAGAUAAUCAUCUUGUGGAAUGGCAUAGGACCGCCACCACCCAAGAAACUGAUGGUUUCCAGGUAAAGAGACCAGGUGACGUUGGUGUUCGUUGCACCGUCUUACUCAUGCUUGACUAUCAGCCCCCACAGUUCAAGCUGGAUCCCCGCCUGGCUCGUAUGUUAGGAAUCCACACCCAAACCAGGCCCGUGAUUAUUCAGGCGCUAUGGCAGUAUGUGAAAACCCAUAAGCUUCAAGACCCCCAUGAGCGCGAGUUCAUCAACUGUGAUAAAUACUUGCAGCAGAUCUUUGAGACACAGCGAAUGAAGUUCUCAGAAAUUCCACAGCGCCUACACGCACUCCUGAUGCCCCCAGAGCCCAUCAUCAUCAACCACGUUAUCAGUGUGGACCCCAACGAUCAGAAGAAGACCGCUUGCUAUGACAUUGAUGUGGAAGUAGAUGACACACUGAAGACCCAGAUGAACUCAUUCCUGCUGUCCACAGCCAGCCAGCAGGAAAUUGCAGGACUGGACAAUAAGAUUCAUGAAACCAUUGAGACCAUUAAUCAGCUGAAGACUCAAAGAGAGUUCAUGUUGAGUUUCGCCAGAGAUCCUCAGGGUUUUAUCAACGACUGGCUGCAAUCACAGUGCCGAGACCUCAAGACCAUGACUGAUGUGGUAGGAAACCCUGAGGAGGAGCGAAGAGCGGAGUUCUAUUACCAGCCAUGGGCCCAGGAGGCAGUCUGUCGCUACUUUUACUCCAAGGUCCAACAGAGGCGACAGGAACUGGAGCAGGCCCUCGGCAUCAGGAAUACCUAAAGCAAAAACUCUUCACAGGCAGUGGACAAAUUAGUGUGCAAGUGUGAGACGGUCAAAUAGAUUCCUCACUUCUGUGUGUUCUCCCUCUCUCCUUCUGCAUCUCAACUGCUUUGCAGCUUUGUUUUCCUUUUCUUUUCUUUUUUCCACAGCUCUGACCCCUGAGCACGCUCUCCUUUGUCUGAGCGUUAUCUGGAAGCAUUCCUUUUGUUUUUAUUCAGUAUUCCCACACAAAAUGCAAAACUGGGCGAAUCAAAUUGACAAGAUGAAGCUUUCUGUUUCUGCACCAAAAAAUAAAUAAUGGGUAGUACAUUUUCCUGACUCUCCUGAUUUGGCCCACAUGUGCGUGCCCAUGCAGAGAUUGGGAUGGUAACCUGUCAGGCAUUUCUCCAUGUUGGCUCAUGUUGCUUUGUCUUAAAUCACUGUUGGCUUUUUUGGGGCACAGCUGUUUCAACUAAAAAAUUAAGCUCAUUAAAUUUAAAGUUGAUCAUGGCGGAAUAUAUGUUGUGGCGAAUUGGUGCGGUUUCCAGUCGUAUGAAGUUUUCUUGCCUUUUUUUUUAUUAUCAAUAAUCCUGAUGGGUUUUUAAUGUAUAUCAAUACUGUCUUGUUAGCGAGUACAGAUUAUCAAAGAAGUAGCUAGUAUAAAAGUACCUCAUCAAUGGGUUUUGUAAAUACAGAGCUGAAGAAAAAAAAAACCCUGAAGGUGGAUGUGAAGUAAGACUGUCUCUUUUAUUCUGGCGGUUCUUUUUCGUAUCUGUUUUUGUCUUUGCUCAGAGUUGGUAUUUAUACUAAUCAGUUCACACUAUGAUUUUUCUUCACAGCAUGCUGGCUUUAGCUGUGCGCCACACACGUUAGGCCUUGUAUGAGCUGAGAAGUUUCAAUCAUGCAUUUCUUUUGUGAAAUUUAAUUAUGUGCAAAGAAGCCAUAAACACACAAGCAGUCGCACAAGUGAGCAAAUAGAUUUAAAGAGUCGCAGCUUCUUCGCACACUGGCUGAAAACCUGUUACCUCUGUGUUGACCCGAUGUUACUCUGUUCAUGGUAAAGAUGAACGCCCUGGUGGAAACUUUAAUUUCAUUAUCUGAGAGUACACUAAUGUGGUUUGGCCAGGCGCAGGAUUUAAAAUGAACCUGUAAGAUGUUGAAGAAAGCAAUGCAGGAUUUUAGCUUUUAUUAGAUUCUACAGAUGUUUUCAUGGACCAAACCUAUUUUUCUGUAUGUUAUGUUGUAAUAAAGGAUAUGU